Pyricularia oryzae 70-15 is the source of this 876-nucleotide messenger RNA. RefSeq lists its product as uncharacterized. Gene Ontology annotation, biological process: SRP-dependent cotranslational protein targeting to membrane. Gene Ontology annotation, cellular component: signal recognition particle, endoplasmic reticulum targeting. The coding region runs from base 168 to 626 and encodes 152 amino acids. The transcript is spliced from 2 exons. The record is from RefSeq and is a predicted model, not a curated record. NCBI's taxonomy places the organism in Eukaryota, Fungi, Ascomycota, Sordariomycetes, Magnaporthales, Pyriculariaceae.
CAUCCUCAUAACCCCCCGCGGUCGGGCGGUAUUCCCCACUACAUGCGAUUAUGCUCUCAAGUCCCAAUCAAGCUAUCGCAACCGACGUCAGCUUAGAAUGUACACAGAUACAUACACCAGGUGACACGGUUUUUCUGCGCUCUCAGUAUCUGUAACUGUUAUCCAAGAUGCCCAUCUUCGCAACAAGCCAGGAAUGGCUUCACCACUCGCAACUCCUCCUUGAAGCCCGUCCCGCUACGACGAGGAUAACGACGCGCUACUCGAUCCGCAAGGCCGAGCAGAAGCCGCACAAGGACGGCGAGACCCUGCCAGACGCAAAGCCGCCGCGGGCCCGGCUCGUUCUCAAGACCUACGACGAUGCCAGCGGCGCCUGCCUCAAAUACCGCACCAGUAAGGCCGCCGAGGUCUCGCGCCUGAUACAAAUGUUGGGCAGCCUGGGGAGGAGACAGGCCGCGCUCCCGCCCAGAGACGAUGGGCUGCUCGAGCCUGCGGGUGGCGCGGUGUCGAUGCCGAUGGAGUCCGAAGCGGCGGUGGGUGCUGCUACGACAACGUCCCAGCAACAACCGACACAACAGCAAGGGGGUGGAGGUGGCGCAAAGGGGAAGAAGAAAAAAGGCAAGCGAUGAAAGGGCGGGCUGGCUGGCGAGGGAUUGGGGCUUGGAUUGACAUGCAAGUACAUGGGAAUAUCCUUAGGCUAUGCGUUCGUGCAAAUGCGGAGCUGAAUUGCGCUUUGUUGUUUUCUUUACCAUAGCAGUAGCGGCUACCGAGCAACAACAGUCCAGAGAGAAAGCUGUAUCUACCUAGGUAUUGCCUUAAAUAUCACAGAAUCAGGGUGAACCAUAAGGUAACUAACUAUCCUAAUAAAUUGAUCCUAAC